Molecule: messenger RNA, 1041 nt
Organism: Megachile rotundata (alfalfa leafcutting bee)
Lineage: Eukaryota; Metazoa; Arthropoda; Insecta; Hymenoptera; Megachilidae
Product: circadian clock-controlled protein daywake
Biological process (GO): multicellular organismal reproductive process
Source: RefSeq, a predicted model, not a curated record
UAUAAUUGGCUAGGCUAGCUGGAAGAUUUUUAACCAAGCACAAUGUUGUUCCGCGCGAUUCGAACGAUCUCCUUUGCGCUCGCUGUUGUUGCCCUCGUCGCUGCGGAUUAUCAGCUUCCUGCGGGUGUAAAAACCUGCAAAAGGGAUUCCGACGAUUUCGCAUCCUGUCUGCGUCUCGCCAUUCAAGAAGCAUGGCCGAUAUUUAUGCAAGGGUUACCAGAUUUCGAUAUACCCCUGAUGGACCCUUAUUACAUGGAAUCUAACACGUUCGAGUACACUUUUGGAAAAAUGCAAGGAAGAUUGGCGAGCUCCGACGUUCGAACGUACGGUCUCUCGAAAGCUCGCUUCUUAUCCGUGAAACCGGAAAUGAACGACGAUUUCUUCCGGCUGGAAAUCGAUCUUGAAUUGCCGAAGAUUUUCAUUGAUGGCGACUAUGAUGCUCAAGGUUCUCUGGAUGCCUUCAAAAUUGGUGGAAAAGGGUACUUUAAUAUUAGUAUGGACGACGUGAGAUGUAUUUGGGACAUCACGGGACACGUGAAAGACGAUAGAUGGGUCAUCGAGCACUUCAAAAUGGUUCCAACAGUAGGAAACAUGAGAAUCUGGUUUAGCGACCUCUUCAAUGGAAACGAGGAAUUGAAUCGUGCAGCGUUGAUCUUCAUCAACGAAUACUGGCCAGUGGUGUUCCGUGGAAUGAUGCCGAAGAUGAUGGAGCUCUGGGACGAAUACCUAACCGAGUUCACUAAUCGUUUCUUCUCGAAAAUACCAUUCUCCACCGUGUUCCCUUGAACCACGAGUUAAUAGUUCGAAAAUAAUUCAAAUAAACCGAAGAAGCGACUGAGGAUCAAAGGAUCCUUCGAAGGAGCAAGAAAGAAGCGAAGAACGUUUUAUAAUACAAACUUUGUAGAGACUUUCGUAAAAUUUAACAUUUAAGUUCUUCCAGCUGUUCUUUUUUAUAUUAACAAAGAAUGUAUGUUGUUGAAACAAUUUAUUGUUUUUGUUAUAGAAGUAUGAGUGAAAUAAAGAACCAGUAUCACACGUUAA